AUGCUUUUGAAGUCUAUUCUACCAUCUUUUGCUUUGGGAGCAUCUGUAGCAGACUAUCUCGGGGAGAACAAGCCAGUUGCGAUCAUUGAUGAAUUCGAAGUUCAAGGCGAUCAAAUUGAGACAUUUCUAAAUCUUCACUUUUCUAUCUUUGACGAGGGCUACCAAAAGGACUCUGGAUUUAUCAAAAAUGAUGAGUUUGUUGAUAUGUCGUCCGACUUUGAGGCCGAGAAGAUGUGUACAGUUGUUCUCAUGAGCUACUGGAACAAUGAAAAAGCAGCUGAAGAGGCAAGAGCUGAUACGAAGCUUGAAAAUGAAUUCAAUAAUGCGCUCGAAAAAAUGGGAAUAUCAUCAAAAGUAAAUGGUCAAUAUCCGAGAAAUAUGAUUUUCUCCAUCAUCGGACCUCCAGCCGAGAGUGGAUCACCAACUCAAUCAAGGGAGAUCCUCUUUGAAGAUGCUUUUUCAUCAAAUGCUUGGAAAACGAGUGCUUAUCCUUACAAGAUUCCCGGUAAUUUGAUGCAGCAAUACAUCGAUCUUGAGUCUGAGUAUUGGGGAACUUUCAAUGGCGGCUUUUCCUUCUAUCAGAGAAAUUCUGAGUUCGUCUCAAACGAUUGCGAUUUGACUUCGCCAAACGAGUGCUAUUAUUUAAAUCUGAACUUUUGGUCAGAUCGAGAGGAAGUCAGCAAUAUCAAUGGAACGGAAGUAGGCGAAGUUAACGCAGCUUUCAACAAAGCAGCAGCGGAAAGAAACAUCACUUUUGAAUACGUUGGCCCUUUUCCAGGAGCAGGAACCGAUGGUCUCGCAAAUUUGAAUGGAAGAAAGACUGAAGAUCCUCGUGAAAACGAUACUUCUCAAACAAUCGCGUCAAUGAGCCUCCUACUUUUAACACUGUUAUUUUCUUGA
Molecule: messenger RNA, 900 nt
Organism: Oikopleura dioica
Lineage: Eukaryota; Metazoa; Chordata; Appendicularia; Copelata; Oikopleuridae
Source: the annotation of a GenBank genome assembly